Molecule: messenger RNA, 731 nt
Organism: Morus notabilis
Lineage: Eukaryota; Viridiplantae; Streptophyta; Magnoliopsida; Rosales; Moraceae
Product: 40S ribosomal protein S16
Exons: 1
Coding region: 69-506 (145 amino acids)
Biological process (GO): translation; maturation of SSU-rRNA from tricistronic rRNA transcript (SSU-rRNA, 5.8S rRNA, LSU-rRNA)
Cellular component (GO): cytosolic small ribosomal subunit; ribosome
Molecular function (GO): structural constituent of ribosome; RNA binding
Source: RefSeq, a predicted model, not a curated record
ACCUCUUGAUUAAUAACCCAAUCUCUCUCUCUCCUCUCCCCCACCAAAACCCUAGACGAGACCCAACCAUGGCGGCCGCUCCGACAGAGUCCGUCCAAUGCUUCGGCCGGAAGAAGACGGCGGUGGCGGUGACCUACUGCAAGCGCGGCCGCGGCCUGAUCAAGAUCAACGGCUGUCCGAUCGAGCUAGUGGAGCCGGAGAUCCUCCGCUUCAAGGCGUUCGAGCCGAUCCUCCUCCUCGGACGCCACCGUUUCGCCGGCGUCGAUAUGAGGAUCCGCGUCAAGGGCGGCGGACACACCUCCCAAAUCUACGCCAUCCGCCAGAGCAUCGCCAAGGCCCUCGUCGCCUUCUACCAGAAGUACGUCGACGAGCAGAGCAAGAAGGAGAUCAAGGACAUCCUCGUAAGGUACGACCGGACUCUCCUCGUUGCCGAUCCUCGCCGCUGCGAGCCGAAGAAGUUCGGCGGUCGCGGUGCUAGAGCUAGGUUCCAGAAAUCCUAUCGUUGAAGAGAGAGAAAGAGAGAAUUUGGCGUCGUUCUUCUUUCUUUUCAUAUAUUUUGUGUUGUUCGAUAGGUUAAUAUGAAAUUUCCCUUGCUUUUAAGGGAGUUUUCUCUGUCUUUGUUUGGAUUUUAGGGAGGAAUUUUGCAAUUUUGCUGUCAUUUUGAACAAAAGUUCGGAUUUUUUGUUUUUACGAAUUCAGUGCUUUGUGUUGUUUCUUGGAUCAUCAGUUCA